AUGCCUAUUCGACUCGGAGGCGUGGCCGAAGGUAUCGCUGAGUACCUCAUCUAUGCUUUCGUCGGCAUGACACUCGCAGUCGCAGCAUUACUAAUAUUGAUCAUCAUCACCACGUUCAGCAUCGUGGGAGUCUGGUCAGUCACACUAUGGAUAUCAUUCCGGACAGCCAUGUUCAUCAUCACCGAGAUCUUCUUGGCGUUGCGACACGGCAUCUGGGAUCCUCAGCUGUGGCCGCCCUCGAGUAAGAUCGAUAGGCGGGAGUACAGAAGAAGGCAAUCAAUACGUAACGAUAGCCUGGACACAGCUUCGCGACCGUAUGCAAAGCCUCGAAGCCGCCGUCAAUCACACGGCAGAAUGGACAGCGUUACAAGCACAUCAAUCGCCACACCUGCAAGUGGGACACUCAGCAGAAGCGGUACCAUCGCCAGCCUUGCUUCCGACCAGGAUCGCGACUUUGGAGACAUGGGUGGAUGGGCAGGACCGAAUGAGGAUAGCGAAGCACUAUACAUGGCGAGACACACCCCGGCCUUCUCAGGACCACUCUCGUCUUACACUCAGUCACCUACUCAGCAGACGCCCACACGGAGCCGAUCUGGGAGUCAAGAUGUCUCACCGAUGAUGUCCAGGAGUGCAUCUCGUGCACCAAUCACAUCUGAGUACUCCGGCUUCCAAAACGAAAUGCGACCACGCAGCAUGAGCAACAAUCAACCCUCACGGCAAGAGGUCCACACACCAUACGGCCCUCAAACACCAAGCCGUGAGGGCAUUUCCGAUUUCGGAAGUGGUAGCUCUACAUCGUUCAGUGCAGGUGGUAGCACCACUCCGACACUACAUGAAAGUAGCAGUCAGGUAUCUCUAAACGAUCGACAACCUCGAUCUAGAAGAUCGUCAGUCCACCGGAGAAGUGCAAAUCUCAGCCCCACCAGCUUGGGCAUUGUACCGGAAGGCAGACCAGUGGGAGAUGAAGGAACACCAGUCGGCAGUCCUCCCACUGACGAAGAUGGUUUGAAAGCUUUGAGAGAUAUCAUGAGAUCUGAAACUGUACGCUAA
Molecule: messenger RNA, 1050 nt
Organism: Fulvia fulva
Lineage: Eukaryota; Fungi; Ascomycota; Dothideomycetes; Mycosphaerellales; Mycosphaerellaceae
Exons: 1
Coding region: 1-1050 (349 amino acids)
Source: RefSeq, a predicted model, not a curated record